UACUCACCUCUCUGGUUCCAUAAAUAAUAAUAAGAUGUUAGACUUGUGUCAUACGUCGUCUAUGAUUUAAUAUCUGAUGUUUCAGUGUAAUAAUUCAUAAAUAUAUAAAUAUUAUUAUUUAGACAGAAUUGAAAUCAUGACUUCUACUAAAGAUGAUGAAGAUUUUUGGUACAGUAGCGAGAAACGAUCUUUCUGUUUCGAAAAUAACGAGGUAGAUCAAUUGUUUGGAGUAUCAAAGACCGAUACAGAUAAAUUAUGGGCUGGUAUCUCCAACACGUCGACUGCGGACGGAUCUUUAAAAUCUACUAAUGAUUAUCAACCACUUAAGCCUAUGUUAUCUAUUAUCUCAGAAAAAACACUUUCUUGCAUUUUAGCUACGGAUAAAUUGCAAAAUCUUCAUCCAGAAACAACAGGUCUACAACCAGAUAUUACUCUUAGAAAAAUUUUACUUGGCCAACCAUAUUCUUUGGAACAAUAUAAAUCGCUUGUCAGUAAAACUACCUUAUUAGAUGCAGCGAUAAUAAGUGGUGAUGGAAAUGCAAUUUUAAUAAUUAUUUUAUUCCUUACAAAAACUCUUAAACGGUCUUUAGUUCAAAGAAUAUUAGCAGAAAGGCCAGAUGCUGUCAAUGUUUAUAUAAGAUAUCUCUCCAUAAGAAUGCAAAUAAAUGAAAUUAUAGACAUUUUAACAAUGCUAGGACAACCAAUGGAUGCAGCUAUGAAAACUUUACACAUUAUCAUAAAAAAUACUCGAGAUCCUGAUAGAUUACUAAACAAACUUCGAAAUAGUUAUAAAACACAAUUUUCAACUUUAACUGAUUGUAAAGAAGCUUUAUUUGUCCAAUCCUACAUAAAGUUACUUGAAUGGCAAAUGGUAGCAAAAGUAAUCGAUGGAAAUGAAGAUAUUGAACUAAAUUCAUCAGUUCUUGACUGUCUAAAACACGCGUGUAAAGGUCACUGGGAUUUGCCAGAGGGUAAAUUAAUGUCUCCUACAAUUUUAUCUCAACAGCAUGAUGUGUCUCCUAGACAGUAUCAAAAGGUUGUAUUAGAAGUUAAAGCAGCAGCUAAAGAAUGGGAUGAUGUUGAUCGAUUACUUGUAACAAAGGGAUGGCUAGGAAGCAAAAAAUUGCAAAUUCAUCUUCCUAUCGAAGAUGUACUAAAGAUAUUGCAUAAAAAUAGUGCACCUUUCGAGGUUCUUGAAAAAUACUUAAAAUAUGUCGAUAAUAUAGAGAGGCGAUUGGAAUUGUCAAAAAAUAUGCAUUGUUUUAGAAUAGCAAUUGAUAUACUUGUACAACAAGCAGAUCGUACGGCAUUAAUGGAAUAUAAAACAAAAUUACAACCUCAAUCCGAAGAAUAUUUUUACGCGGAAAGCGCGUUACGAUUGCCAUCGGUUAAGUGGAAAAGCUAAAACUAAUUUUAUUUAUAUUAUACUGUAUUUAAAUAUUUAUUACCCGAAAAACGUAACUAUACAUUUCCACAAUUAAUUUUUACUAAUUUCCUUAUAAAGUAUAUUUAUAUAUAAAUUACAGCGACUACAAAAAAUAUUUGUAUAUCAGUGUAUUUAUUGCAGAAUUAUAUACCAAUUAAUCAAGUCCAAGUAUAUUAAAUAUCAUUUGGUAAUACUUCCGUAUGACUAAAAAUUUAGUACUGCGAAAAUAAAAUGUAGAAUCUGAUAAAAAAAACUAAGAUAACUGUACCAAAUUAUGCAUAUAAAUACUAUUUAAAUAUUUAUAUAUUUAUAGAAUA
Molecule: messenger RNA, 1743 nt
Organism: Bombus huntii
Lineage: Eukaryota; Metazoa; Arthropoda; Insecta; Hymenoptera; Apidae
Product: spermatogenesis-defective protein 39 homolog
Exons: 9
Coding region: 137-1405 (422 amino acids)
Biological process (GO): intracellular protein transport; vacuolar transport
Cellular component (GO): cytoplasm
Source: RefSeq, a predicted model, not a curated record